AUGCACCUCCCAUUAAUUAUCAUACUCGGCAAGACAGGCGCGGGCAAAAGUACUCUCGGAAAUCUACUGCUACACGGAGAUUCUGAGGAAGAAACGUUCAAAGUCGGUCAUGGGGCUGAUUCAGGCACGCAAGACUUUGAAUCACACGAAGUCGUAAUAGAAGAUCAGAAGUAUUUUAUUUGCGACACACCAGGGUUCCUAGAUACGCGUGACGAUGUCAGCAUUGGCAGAACAUUUGAAGUUUUCAGGCAGAACCUCCAAUCGAUAAGCGAAAUCAAAGCGUUUUUGCUUGUGCUGGAAUUGGGUAGAAUGACAGCCGAGCAGAAAUCUCUCAUAGAAGGUAUGUCCACUUUUCUGGGUGAAAAAGCAAAGAGGAAUACGAUCCUUGUAUUCACGCAUCUAAGCAAUCCCGAAAACAUGAUGAGAGAUGAUGUUGUCGAAAAGGAGUUGCAUGAACUGCAGCGCAAAUUACUGAACGAGACGAAAAACGGAUUUGUUUCUUAUGCCUCGCCCCACUUGUACAAAUAUCUUGGCCAACAUUUUGACAGCAAUACGAAACGACUAAAGACCAUGAUUAGCAAGAUGGAGUCAAUAACUGGAAAUGACAUAAUACAUAUGGAUCCGGAUGGUGCAUGUAAGGUUUUAGAACAGACCGAGUUGAAAAAAAGGGUAGAAGUGUUGGAGGGAAGGCUAAAAGAUAUCGACAAUUUAAAGAAAGAUCACGAGAGUAUGAAGGAAGAGUUUCAGAAAUUCCGUGAGAAAGAUAAUACGCCCGCUCCUCAAUCUGAAUGCUUUGAUCUAAACACUCGAGUGUUACUUGAAAACAACGAGUAUAUCCCAAUGAAAGACGUUCGUCUUGGCGAUAGAAUCUGUUCUGGAAUGCAAAACGGGAAACUUCAAUUCUCUGAAGUCUAUCUCAUUACACAUCAUGAAGAGAUUGCAACGACGGAAUACCUUAAAAUCGGGUAUAACAGUGGAUCAGAAUCAGGUGUCCUUCGUCUGACUGCAUCGCACCAUAUUUUUGUGAAUGGAGACAGAACAACCGACUUUGCUCAUAAUCUGAAACCGCUGGAAAGCAAGAUUCUUGUUUUCAAUGGUCUUUAUUUAGGCACUGGGAAGGAAUUGACCCUUGUCACAGUAACUAGCGUCACCAGAGUACGUGGAUGA
Paraglomus brasilianum is the source of this 1167-nucleotide messenger RNA. The record is from the annotation of a GenBank genome assembly. Lineage: Eukaryota; Fungi; Glomeromycota; Glomeromycetes; Paraglomerales; Paraglomeraceae.